AUGGAGCGCUCACAAUCUGAUACCUUGCCUCUGGCGAAUUCGGUUCAAAUUCCUCAGCUUGGGUUUGGCGUAUAUUUAUCGCCACCUGAAGUUUGCACCAAGUCAUGCCUUACUGCACUUGCAGCUGGAUAUCGACACAUCGACACGGCGCAAUACUACGCCAAUGAAACAGAGGUUGGCCAAGCAGUUCAAAAGUCGAACGUCGAUCGGAAACACGUUUUCUUGACUACCAAGAUCCUUGAGGCAGCUGGCUCUGUGGACGCAAGCUUCGCGAAAUGCAUUGAGAGCGUUGAGAAGCUUGAUCCUGAGAGCGGUUAUGUCGACCUUUUCCUCAUUCAUAGCCCCAAUAGUGGUGCUUCAAAGAGAAAGGAGAUGUGGCAGGCCCUGGAGAGGUUGUAUGAGGAGGGAAAGGCGAAGAGUAUUGGCGUGAGCAACUUUGGUAUCAAGCAUAUCGAAGAGCUGAAGCAAUUCGCCAAAGUUUGGCCUCCCCACGUCAAUCAGAUUGAGGUCCAUCAGUUGCAUCCUUGGGCACAGCAGAGAGACGCCGUGGAAUACUGCGAAAAGAACAACAUCGUAGUAGAAGCCUACGCUCCUCUCGUUCGCAACCAAAAGGCCGAUAAUAAAACCCUCAAAAGCAUCUCCACAAAGCACAAAGUCACGCCUAACCAAGUUUUAAUCCGAUAUUGUCUUCAGAAGAAUUGGGUUCCCCUUCCAAAGAGCGAUACACCGGAGCGCAUCAAAGCUAAUGCCGAUGUUUUCGGGUUUGAUCUGGAUGACAGGGAUAUGAAGGCGCUGGAUGAACUGGAUGAGGGCGCUGCGGGUCAUGACGUGCACGAAUCUCCCCCAACCCCUCUUUCUCCCGCUCCAUUCAUCCAGCCAACGACACUCACCCUCUUCUUCCCCCCUGAUACUAGAAUUUUCUGCAACACGACAAAAAUGGCAGACAACGUAACCAGGCACAAUGCCUAUGCAACCCUCAUCACCCGCGACUCCUACCUCCCCGGCGUCAUCAUCCUCGCCUAUACCCUCAAGCGCAACGUCUCAAUCUACCCUCUCGUAGUGUUCUACACGCCCAACCUCCCCAAAGAUGCGAAACGCGUUCUUGAGCUUGAGGCGCCAAAAUGCAACAUGAUCCUUCGCGAGUGCGAGCAUCUUCUCCCGCCGGAGGGUGUGAAGAUGACGCUUAUCGCUGAGCGAUUUGCGGAUACGUGGACGAAACUUCGUGUUUUUGAGCUGUUUGAGUAUGACGCUGUGUGUUACCUUGACGCUGAUAUGGCGGUGCUGGAUAACAUGGAUGUUGUAUUCAAAGUUGAGACGCAUUUGCCCGAUGAUUGGAUUGCAGCGAAUCAUGUUUGUGUUUGCAACCUUGAUUCAGAUUCUUGGGCUCCUGAGGAUUGGAGGACGGAGAAUUGUGCUUACACGCCGCUUGAACAUCCCACAGCGCUUACGGAGCCUCUACAACCUACUGAGACGUCACCUUCACCACACAAGCUUCUCAAUGGUGGCAUGUUCAUCUUUCAUCCUUCGAAGGGCCUUUGGGAUCGGAUGUUGCAUGUGUUCAACACGACGCCGCUACUUUCAACGUUCAUGUUUCCCGAUCAGGACUUUCUGGCAUACUUCUUUGAGAAUAAGUGGUAUGCACUUGGGUGGCAGUAUAACGCUAUCAAGACGAUGCGGUAUUGGCACCCCAACAUUUGGCGUGACGAGGAAGUCAUCUGCCUGCACUACAUCGUCGACAAGCCUUGGGCAAAGCGUGUUGGACUGGAUGGAGUAGCUGGGUAUAAGGGCCUUGAUGGGGUCACGCACUGCUGGUGGUGGCAGCUGUAUCAGUACUGGGAGGAUGAGAGGACCUCCGAUGGCCGUGGCGGGAAUGAGGCGAUUGCUAUUCUGAAGAAGCUGAUCGCACCGGCGGAUACGAUGGAGGGAGGACUUGGGUAUCUGCAGGUGGGUUUGCCUGUGAGAGCAUGA
This is a messenger RNA of Fusarium oxysporum Fo47, 1968 nucleotides long. Its product is annotated as NADP-dependent oxidoreductase domain-containing protein. Bases 1 to 1968 code for a protein of 655 amino acids. Lineage: Eukaryota; Fungi; Ascomycota; Sordariomycetes; Hypocreales; Nectriaceae. Gene Ontology annotation, molecular function: oxidoreductase activity; glycosyltransferase activity. The record is from RefSeq and is a predicted model, not a curated record. The transcript has 3 exons.